UUUCCGGUGUAGAUUACAGAGAUGUAAAAAUGCUGUGGAGUUAAACAGGCAGUUCCUGUUUCCGGCAUAUGCGAGGAAAGAAUGAUUUGGGGAGCGGGGGCGGAAAAAAUAGCAAAGAGACUUUUUUGUCAUGGCGCUGGGGAGGACUGCAGUGCGACGCUGGCUUCGGAGCUGCUGUUUCUGGGAGACCCGUUUCUUUUGCGAAGCCACAAGAAUGAAAUCCGGCUGCAGCCGUCAGCUUUCUUUAAGUCAUGGAGGGAAAAGGGGAGUCGAGGUGUUUGAAAAUUCCAGAAUUUUCAGAAGAGGGUUUCUAUUCUCAGCAUUGUCUUACUUGGGAUACAACACUUAUCUAGUAAUUUCUCAAUCUGCUAUGGUUUGGGCUGAUGUGAAAGUUGAUGAAAUCCUAGAUCAAGCAGACUAUCUCUAUGGAAGUGGAGAAACCCAAAAGCUUUAUCAGUUGCUGAGUGAACACAAGAACAGUGAAAAUGCACAAGUGUUAUGGCGUCUGGCACGAGCUUUACGAGACCUUGCUCAUCUUAGUCAAACUUCAGCAGAAAACAAGAAGCAGCUGGCUUAUGAAGCCCUUGAUUAUGCAAAGAAGGCACUUGAGAAAGACAACACUUGUUAUAGCGUACACAAGUGGUAUGCAAUAUGCCUCAGUGAUGUGGGAGAUUAUGAAGGAAUAAAGAACAAAAUUGCCAGUGCUUUUGUUAUAAAAGAACAUUUCCAGAAAGCAAUUGAUCUGAAUCCAAAGGAUGCUACUUCACUUCAUCUUAUGGGCAUUUGGUGCUACACAUUUGCUGAUAUGCCAUGGUAUCAGAGGAACAUAGCUACUGUUUUAUUCUCAACACCACCUAGUUCUACCUAUGAAGAAGCAUUACAGUACUUUCAAAAGGCUGAAAAUGUUGAACCAAAUUUCUAUAGUAAAAACUUGCUGUUCUUAGGAAAGACAUACAUCAAAUUAAAUAAUAAAAAGAUGGCCCUUCUCUGGCUAACAAAAGCUAGAGACAGGCUACCACAUACAGAGGAAGAUAAGCAGGUACAAAAAGAAGCUUUGGAACUACUAAAUUCUAUAUGACACGAUUACUCAAAAUAUAUGAACUGAUGAACUAAGAAACUAAGCAGAAAGCUAAACAUUAUAUUGUGGUUCAAAUUGGUAUAUGAAGAAAAGAACUUUUAGAGAAUAAAUUCCAGAUUUUGCUGACA
This is a messenger RNA of Crotalus tigris (Tiger rattlesnake), 1206 nucleotides long. It is a transcript of the gene RMDN1, whose product is annotated as regulator of microtubule dynamics 1. The transcript is spliced from 10 exons. Lineage: Eukaryota; Metazoa; Chordata; Lepidosauria; Squamata; Viperidae. Gene Ontology annotation, cellular component: spindle microtubule; mitotic spindle pole; cytoplasm. The record is from RefSeq and is a predicted model, not a curated record. The coding region runs from base 131 to 1078 and encodes 315 amino acids. Gene Ontology annotation, molecular function: microtubule binding.